This is a messenger RNA of Pyrgilauda ruficollis (rufous-necked snowfinch), 1566 nucleotides long. Its product is annotated as zona pellucida sperm-binding protein 4-like. Gene Ontology annotation, cellular component: egg coat. Lineage: Eukaryota; Metazoa; Chordata; Aves; Passeriformes; Passeridae. Gene Ontology annotation, molecular function: acrosin binding; structural constituent of egg coat. Gene Ontology annotation, biological process: prevention of polyspermy; binding of sperm to zona pellucida. The record is from RefSeq and is a predicted model, not a curated record.
AUGAAAUUAGCAGAGGUAGGCACAGUGACCUUCUUGACCAGCUGGGAUCAUGGCACCUUGUACAGCUGUGCAGCAAAGGUGGGCUGUGGGCUGAGGGGGAAGAGCAAAGGAAAUGCCUCCCUCAGACUCAGCUGCUGGGAUACUGAAGGGAAGGCACAUGUUCUGCAGAAUGAUGGCUGUGGACUCUUGGUAUCUGGGACUCCAGAGGGCUCCAGGAAAGUAUCGGUGUCUUAUGCAGGCUGUUAUGUCUUUGAGUGGGAUCACAACUACCUUAUACUGGUUGGGCUUGAAGGAACAGAUGCUGCUGGGCAAAAGGUUCUUCAUGAGCAGAUGCUGCUCAGGUGCUCUGUGGACCUUCCUGGUAAGACAGAAGCACUUGGCAGAAUCUUCAGUAGUGUCUGCUCGGCUGUUCCCAGCCAGGACCGGCUGCCUUGUGCCUCCCUGCCCAUCAGCCAGGGAGACUGUGAAGCACGAGGCUGCUGCUAUGACCCCAGAGAGAGGGUGAAGCUGUGCUACUUUGGUAACACAGUGACAGCUCAUUGCACACCAGAUGGCCAGUUUUCCAUUGCUGUUUCUCGAGAUGUGAUGCCACCUGUUGCCCUGGACUCAGUGCAACUGGCCAGUGGACACAGUACUGGCUGUGUCCCUGUCCUAACAAACAAUGUCUUUGUUGUGUACCAGUUUCCGCUCUCUGCCUGUGGCACUACAUUCCAGAUGACUGGAGACCAGGCCAUAUAUGAGAAUGAGCUGGUGGCAAGCAGGGAUGUGAAGACUGGGAGCCUUGGCUCUGUCACUAGGGAUAGCACUUUCAGGUUACAUGUUCAAUGUACUUAUUCCAUCAGUGGGAGCUCCGUUCCCUUGAGUGUUCAGGUCUUCACCACCACUGAGCAGGUUCCACCACUCCCUGCUCUGUCCCAGCCAGGCCCUCUGUCUUUGGAGCUGCAUGUUGCCUCAGAUGGAAGCUAUACUUCCUACUGUAUGGACAGUGACUAUCCUGUUGUGGAGACUCUGAGAGACCCUCUCUAUGUAGGGGUCAAGAUCCUUCAGAGAACAGACCCAGACCUGAUUUUAGUUCUGCACCUCUGCUGGGCCGCACCAAGCACCAACCCCCAGCAACAGCAGCAGUGGCCACUUUUGGUGGAUGGGUGCCCUUAUGCAGGGGACAGCUAUCAGACACAGCUGUCCUGCCUGCCUAGUUUCACACUGAAGACAAGGACCAGGCCCGUGGUGUACCUGCACUGCAGUGCUUUGGUGUGCCACCAGUCUGUAAAGGAGUCCUGCAUCACCACUUGUCCUUCCAGAGUCAUGGGUAAAAGGAGUACUGAGCAUCCUUUUCAGGAAGGUACUUCCCAUGUCUCCAGCAAAGGCCCUGUGAUUUUCCUGCAGGAUGAGCUAAGACAGGACACAGCCAAGGAUGGCCUUGGUAAGUCUGUGCAUGCUGCAGCCCCCUGGGCUCUGGGAUUUGCUGCUGUGGCAACUGGGACAGCUCUGUGUGUGGUGCUUGUGGUUUCUGUGCUGUGGCAAAGGAAGAUGUCAGCCAUGCAUGAAAUCAAUGGAUUGCAAUAA